Cryptococcus deneoformans JEC21 is the source of this 1823-nucleotide messenger RNA. RefSeq names its product expressed protein. The coding region runs from base 455 to 1543 and encodes 362 amino acids. Gene Ontology annotation, biological process: DNA damage checkpoint signaling; DNA repair. Gene Ontology annotation, cellular component: checkpoint clamp complex. The record is from RefSeq and is a predicted model, not a curated record. The transcript is spliced from 9 exons. Lineage: Eukaryota; Fungi; Basidiomycota; Tremellomycetes; Tremellales; Cryptococcaceae.
GUGAGAACAUCUCUCAUCGGUCUAAUGCUCAACAAAGAAGGCAAGGCUUUAUGGAGUACACAGCUUUUUACCAUUUCCCUGGUCAAUGCCAAAGUGUCAAGUUCAUGAAAAAAUCGGAGGGACAAGAGAGCUAGAGCGUCGUGAAGUCUCGUAUUCAUUCGUCGACCAUCCACACUGCUACCCAUCCUAAUAAGAGCAUGCCCCGUGGCAAACUGGAAAAUUAAGAGAUUGGAAGAAGAUACAGCAGCAUGAGUAUUCUUCUUCGCGACGGAGCUGAAUUCCAAGUGCAAGCCAAUGUUCCAGCGACAUAACUUUUAUCCCGUCGCGUCGAUACGCGUUUGUACUUUCAGCUUACGCGAUCUUCAUCAAUCUUUGCUUCUUUUGAGGCUUCUUCUUUUUAUAUUAAGGCUUUCCAGUCUAUUCACUCGCCUAGUUGAAUAGACGAGCUGUAAACAUGACACAACCAAAUAAUGCUCAUCUUCCGGUCUUUGUGGCUGAGAUGGAAGAUGUUCGACCAUUUGCGAAACUCUUGCGUGGUAUUGGGCUCAAACAUAACGCUAUAUUGGACGCAACAGACAACUUAGUCACAGUCACUGUCGAGGACGCUCGGACACUUUGCGCUGCCGCUUACAUCCCAUCGCACAUCUUCUCCUCAUGGACAUUCCGUAGAACCGAUUUCCCAGCCACAUUCGAAUUCUCCCUUGACUCUCUUCUUCAGUGCCUAAACAUCUUUGGUAACGCCGGUUCGUCAGGGAAGGAGAACAUUUCAAAUCUGAGAAGUAAGCGGCGCUGGGCUGGGGAAGCGGAAAACCCUACAGGGGAAGGGAGUGGAAGUGGGGGCGGAGCGGAUGAAGACCGGAGGUGGGCGAAAGAGAGGAAGGGGAUGACGGGUAUGCGGAUGGAGUGGAUGGGUCCAGGGUACGAGCUGAACCUCCUCUUGCGAGACGAAUCCAAAGGUCCCACGACGACAUGCGCUUUACGUACCCUCGACCCGGAAGAAAUUCUCAACCCAAUAUUUGACCAAAAUGAGCGUGCGCUAUACGUCAUCAUGCGUUCCGACUGGUUGCGCGACGCCCUCCUUGACCUCCCACCUUCAUCAUCCCGCAUAACACUCAGCGCCAUCCCACCCCGCGCUCAUGGAAGAGGUCAUGAUGGUGAUGGUGGUAAUGAUUCCCCCGAGCGCGAGAUGAACGCCGAUGUAACAACCUCUACCAUACGGACAGGAAGACGGAUCGAUGAAAUGGGACAGUUCAGUAUACAAGCUGAAGGAGAUUUUGGGAGUGUCGAGUUGGAUUAUCCGAAUGAUAAAGAGGUGAUGCAGAGGUUUAUCUGUGUAGACGAGGGGAUUUCUUUCAGCUAUCAUUCUGCGCAUUUCGCGCAUCUCUCGAGAGCUUUGCAGAAUUCAAUCAAAGUGUGUCUGGAGAUUCAGUCUGAUGGAUUUCUUUCUGCGCAGAUUAUGAUGGCGGAAGGCGAAGAACUUGGCGAGCAUGGAGGGUUGCUGCACUACAAGAUGCAGGCAUUGGAAGACGAGAUUUUAAGUUAGGCCGAACAUUUAUUUAUGUUGUGUGUAACAGUACUAUUAGGACAUGUCAUCACCAUCAACUCAUACUACAUAUAACCCUCUCGCAGCGCUUAUCUGACGAUCAAUUCAUAAGACACAGGCAACGAGCAUUGGAUAGAUACAAAUAUUGAAAAUUCCCACUUGCAGGGGAUUCAAGUUGCUUCGUCCCUAAAAGGCUCUGGCUUAGUAACCGUGGCUAAGACGCAUAAAAAAUCAGCAACUCGUUCAACAAAUCAAUUCGUAUCGCAGAGUAUACUCACAC